Patiria miniata (bat star) is the source of this 2171-nucleotide messenger RNA. Its product is annotated as patatin-like phospholipase domain-containing protein 4. The transcript is spliced from 6 exons. Gene Ontology annotation, cellular component: lipid droplet; cytoplasm; membrane. NCBI's taxonomy places the organism in Eukaryota, Metazoa, Echinodermata, Asteroidea, Valvatida, Asterinidae. Bases 166 to 1182 code for a protein of 338 amino acids. The record is from RefSeq and is a predicted model, not a curated record. Gene Ontology annotation, biological process: triglyceride catabolic process; lipid homeostasis. Gene Ontology annotation, molecular function: triacylglycerol lipase activity.
CGGUUUCACUGUUUCGCGGGCACGUCAUUUUCACCGAGAGCUUCAAAUAGGUAACAGCGAAUUAUUCAUUUCUGUAGUGGAAUGCUAGAUCAUGGCUAGACUACUGUAAUUUUGCAGAUCUUUUUUAGAACUGGAGCUGUGAGUUUAUACACGGUCACACGAUAAAUGAUUUUUCGACGAACGUCGUUCAUAGUGGACGUAGCUUUUCGUGUAAGAAACCUUUCCCGUUGUACAUCGAGGGUGGUCCGAGUGAUGACGAAAUCGAACACCAUGGACGGCGAGGGCGCUGUUGUUAUUCCCAGAAUGCCGACAGAAACGAUCACGUGCAAAAGCUGCUCACGAAUGCAGUCGACAAAUGCUAUUACAAAGAGAAGCAACAAGUGCCAAGAUUUGCGCCUCCAUGAAAAGGUCAACAUCUCCUUCGCUGGGUGUGGCUUCCUUGCCAUCUACCAUCUGGGCGUGGCCAAGGGUCUACUCAGGGACGGGCACCAUGUGGUGUCAAAGGUCAACCGAUGGGGCGGGGCCUCAGCGGGCGCCAUAGCUGCCGCUGCUAUGGUGUGUCUACCAAACAAACUAGGAGAUGCGGUUCAGAUGUUGCGAGACUUCGUAGACGUGAUUCAGAAGAAGCCGUUAGGGGCGCUGACGCCGGGUUUCGACAUGAUGGGCCAUCUACGCUCGGAGCUGCAGCACUAUGUACCGGCUGGUUCGUACAGACUAGCCAGCCAGAAACUCUACGUGUCGGUGACCAGGGUUUCUGACGGCAAGAAUGUCCUGCUGACGGAUUUCAAGUCGGAUGAGGAGCUCAUUGAUGCUCUGCUGUGCAGUUGUUACAUUCCAGUUUACUGCGGGUUCAGAAUACCGACAUUCCGAGGACAGAAAUACAUCGACGGCGGUAUGACGGUCAACAUGCCCAUCUACCCCGAGGGCCGGACGCUCUGCGUCUCGCCCUUCAGCGGUCACCUCCAGGACAUCUGCCCGGCCGACAAGUCCUGGCUCAGCCUGAGCUACGUGGUGGCCGGACACAGCUUCCGUGUCUGCUCACAGAACGUCUGGCGGGCCAUGGUGGCGCUCUUCGCUCCGAGUCACCUGACCCUGACCGAGUACCUCGAGCGCGGCUCGGAGGACGCGCUAACUUUCUUGCAAGAGAACGGACUUUUGGAAGAAGGAACCGCGAAAAGCUGAGGAGCUACUAUUUAUUGUAAAUGGCAGCAUGCCGACAGUUCCUACCAAAAUUUUUGUGGCAAAAAGGAAAGUGACUGAAGUAACACCUUGAACAAUAAUCUCUUUGUAUAACUCAGCGCAAAAUGAUACAUGCGCUUCACGGCCAAUAUCCGGUCUGGCGGCUAGCCCUAACCGUAAAAGGGUCCCAUCCCGGCCCUUGGGAACUUGAAUCAAUACAAAAGUCGUGGAUGUUCAAAAGCCAUGAUUCUAUCCCCCGGUACACAUCAGCUCAUGUACCGACAUCCAGCAUGUAUAAACGCUCCGGGCCAGCAGGUGUAUAGGGACCCGAUACCGCACACUAUGUGUAGUGUUACCCAAGUAUAAUGUUCAGUUUUCUAGGUUCGAAAUGGAAAAGGGUACAGAGGGAAUGUGACCUGUCAACAAUCGAAUCCUCUCAAGUAUCACAUCCAGCUUCUCCGGAAUCAAAACUGAAACCACGAUUCCUGUUGUUACAGAGUAGCAUGGACCGCACGUACGUUAGAUUAUCAAUUGGACUCGGAUCAUGACUCUUGGGGUUUGGAUGUGUAUUCAUCUCGCUUCCAUUCUGAACAGGAAAUUUCAAAGUCAGCAUUAUCUAGAGUUUUAAGGGUGUCGAUGUGAAUUAUUGUACAAAACAUUUUUUGCACGUGUCUCGUUGUUUUCUUUGACCAAAAACUUAAUAGACUGCACGUUUAAACGUAUAUUUUUGUAUAUAUGGGAUUUAUUGCUUCAUAAAGUUACCAUUUAUUUUGCAGAUCCUUUAAAGAUACUUUAACUAUUUGGAUAUUGUGUUUCUUGUGCCUGCAUGGGUAACAAAUCAUGGACCAAUUAAUGGUAUUAUAUGAGUAUCCAUGUAUGACUAUAUGUAAUGUGAUACCUCCCAUUUAUAGUAUUAUAUCAUUUCACUUGAUAAAACUGUGCACUUGAUCAUUGAAAAUGUCACAUUAAUUAAAAGGUCACAACACCUAUAA